Molecule: messenger RNA, 806 nt
Organism: Tupaia belangeri chinensis (Chinese tree shrew)
Lineage: Eukaryota; Metazoa; Chordata; Mammalia; Scandentia; Tupaiidae
Gene: SNAP29
Product: synaptosome associated protein 29
Biological process (GO): synaptic vesicle priming; synaptic vesicle fusion to presynaptic active zone membrane; exocytosis
Cellular component (GO): SNARE complex; plasma membrane
Molecular function (GO): SNAP receptor activity; syntaxin binding
Source: RefSeq, a predicted model, not a curated record
CGGGCCCGACGCGCCCAGGGACAGGCAGCAGUACCUGCGGCAGGAGGUGCUGCGCAGGACCGAGGCCACGGCCGCCAGCACCAGCAGGUCCUUGUCCCUCAUGUACGAGUCGGAGAAGGUCGGGGUCGCCGCCUCCGAGGAACUCGUCCGUCAGCGCGGAGUCUUAGAACGCACCGAGAGGAUGGUGGACAGGAUGGACCAAGACCUGAAGACCAGCCAGAAGCACAUCAACAGCAUUAAGAGCGUGUUUGGGGGGCUCGUCAAUUACUUCAAACCCAAGCCGGCUGAGACCCCGGAGCAGAACGGCACCGUCGCCCCCCAGCCCAGCAGCAGAUUGCAAGAAGCCAUAAGCACAAGUAAAGAACAGGAGGCAAAGUACCAGGCCAGCCACCCGAACCUCAGAAAGCUGGAUGACUUCGACUCUGUCCCUGGAGGGACCGGUCCUGCCGUGAGCACUGACACUUACCCGAAGAACCCGCACCUUCGAGCCUAUCACCAGAAGAUCGACAGCAACCUAGAUGAGCUGUCCGUGGGACUGGGCCGUCUGAAGGACAUCGCGCUGGGGAUGCAGACGGAAAUCGAGGAGCAAGAUGACAUUCUCGACCGGCUGACGACCAAAGUGGACAAGUUAGACAUCAACAUCAAAAGCACAGAAAGAAAAGUUCGACAACUCUAAAGGCAGAGGAGCGUCGCCACCGCGUCGGCACGAGGUCUGCAGGAGCCUUUUUGUAACUCUCGAGAAAUUUCACUUAUUAUGUAUAACGUGUUUGCAAAUAUUUUAAUAGAGCGGGUCUUCAGGAAUUGUU